Messenger RNA from Lindgomyces ingoldianus, 1219 nucleotides. RefSeq lists its product as uncharacterized. The transcript is spliced from 9 exons. The record is from RefSeq and is a predicted model, not a curated record. NCBI's taxonomy places the organism in Eukaryota, Fungi, Ascomycota, Dothideomycetes, Pleosporales, Lindgomycetaceae. The coding region runs from base 215 to 1219 and encodes 334 amino acids.
CUCGUCCAUUUGUUGUAGACGCGUCUCGUGGAUAUCGAGGAGGUUCGCGCCGAGGUCGCCGCCGAUGACGCCUUUCGGAGCGAGAGAACCGGGCUGGAAACCUCCCAACGAGGCGGCAUCGGGAAUGUUCCAGGCUUCUUCGAGAGCGAUCUUGUUCAACAUCUUGUCAACUUAAACAAUAUCCAGAGCGUAAGCAGGUUUAGCAGACUCUUCAAUGAAGGACAGCAAGUGCGAUUAUGCCCCGGAUGGCAUCGGUCGAUCCCGGAUAGUGGAGUUGUGUGGAGGUCCUGAAAUUCCGACGAUUUGUGUGUCCAUGAUCAUUGCUCCCAUGAUCCCGCGCUUUGGAUCGAGGGGCAAUUGGAGGAGGCUUCGGGAGCAACGGCGGAGAAGGGAAAAUCUACGGGGAGGAACUUCAAACGUCUGGGUGUACGACACAAAGGUAGACUACAUGCUGCAGCAUAUUGUAUUUUUGGUGUCUAGUAUGCCCUUUCAGCUAGCUGCUUAUGCGUACGGGGUAGGUAAGGUGAGGGCAACAUGUUUCUGGUUCUAUUGCUCUUGUCUUUCCUCCGUACGGAGGAAAAGGGGGAUAUCUAGAUGUUCGCGCACGGAGGUUCGCGCACGAGCAUCAUGCCGUGACGCUGCUGCUGCGUACGGACAAAUGCACUAUUUUCAUAGCGUGCAGUCGAAGUUCAGUGGUCAAAAACUGCGACAGAGCCUCAACAUUGGAGCAAUGAAUCACAGCUUUUCUUCACCAAUUCAGCUCGGCUUUCAGCAAAACCAGUGCACUUGUGCUUGCCUGCCGGUGUUCACCCUUUGUAAGGCCAACCAUGGCCUCGCUUCCGGCUUUCGCGCUACGCCCGGAACAGGAAUCAACCCAACCUCUACCAUCACAUGCCCUCCUUUCGCCAUCUCACUUGUCGCAGCUCGGCCGCCUUCGAUCACCACACCGCCAAACCUGAUCCCUGCAUCUCAUUCAAUUACUCUAUAUUCCUAUCGUUUCAUCCCUCGAUUACCACUGGCGGAGCUAACCACUCUCCAAGUAUUUGGUAACUCAUAUGCCUCCCUUCUCUCGGUCCUAACAGGUUUGUCCUCUUGUGCAAGAAAACGGAUAUCUGCUGUAUACGUGGGCACGAAAUACGUUAUUGAAAAAAAUCCCAUUCAGCAGCUUCCAAAACUGGGCUUAUCCAUAGGUCAGAACUUUGAGGUCGACGACCUCUAG